AUAAGCAUCGGAAGAUGAACGCGAGUUCCCAUAGUUUCCUUCGUGCCUCCACCCGCACCUCCAUGGCUCUCGCGCUGAUGCGAGAUGCCUUCAUAGGCGAUGUCCUCUACCAUGUAUCGCGCCACCGUCUCUUCCAGCACCCGGAGGACCGCCCGGGCUUCACCAUCCCUACGCCACGAAGAUCUGUCAAAAGCACGAGGAGUGGAUUGUCUUCCCGUUCGAAUCUCGAAAUAACUACCGUCGCCGAACCGGAACGACUUGACGACGAAGAGUCCCAGUUACCUCGCGUCGACUCUGACCUGAUUACAAUAGUUGUGCCUGAAUCCUCAGAACAGCAGAGGCCGGCGCGGCAAAACGUUGUGGAGGUCGAAGAAGGUGAUCUCGCGAAGGAAAAGGAAAAGGCGUCGAGAACCCUCAGAACUGGUCCAUCGCCAAAAAAAUACUUCAUUACUUUCCAAAUCUGCCUGCUCACCCUCAGCGUGUACAUCGGCUCCGCGAUCUACUCUCCAGGCAUCGACGAGAUCGCCGCCCAGUUUGGCGUCUCACCCGUCGCCGCGACGCUCGGCCUCACGCUCUUCGUCGUCGGUUACGGCAUCGGCCCGAUGUUCCUCAGCCCGCUCUCGGAGCUGCCGCAGAUCGGGCGCACGACGGUCUACAUUUCAAUCUUGGCGCGCUGCUCCCGUUGCGCUUCCUCGCCCGCGCUCGCGACCGGCGGGGCAACCCUCAAUGACAUGUGGGCACCCGGGCACCGCGCGGCUGUCAUCGGCCUCUGGGGCGUCGCGGGCAUCAGCGGGCCCGUGCUCGGGCCACUGCUCGGUGGCUUCGCGACGCAGGGCGAGGACUGGACGUGGACGAUCUGGAUCUUGCUCUGGAUGAGCGGCGUGACGCUCGUCUUCCUGACGCUCUUCCUUCCGGAGACGUCGGCCGAUGCGCUGCUGUACCGCCGUGCGACACGCCUCCGCCGCAUCACUGGAGAUAACCGGUUCAAAUCCGAGGGCGAGAUCGAGGUGGAGCAUAUGACGGUCGGGGAUAUCGCGAUGAUGCAUCUCGUGCGGCCGUUCAUCCUGAUGUUCGUCGAGCCGAUCGUCGCCUUCUGGAACAUCUACAUUGCCCUAGUCUAUGGCAUCCUCUACAUCUUCAUCGAGUCAUUCAGGGUCGUCUUCGUCGAGGAACACGGCUUCAAUCUUGGAGAGAACGGGCUGGCAUUCCUCGGCAUAUUCGUCGGCACAGUUCUUACAUACGUCGUCUUCGCCCCCUACACUCUCAGGGUCCUGAAACCCAAGUUCGUCGACAACACCUUCGUCCCAGAGAUGCGCCUGCCCAUCGCCAUCGUCGGCUCGGUGUUGCUCCCUAUAUCCAUGUUCUGGUUCGGCUGGACGAGCUCCGCAAGCGUGCACUGGAUCGUGCCGAUCAUCGCCUCCGCGUUCUUCUCUGCGGGGACGUACAUGCUCUUCCAGGCGGGCCUGAACUACCUCGCGAACUGCUACCCGCGCUACGUCGCGUCGGUGCUCGCGGGGAACGACUUCUUCCGGUCGAUGAUCGGAGCAGCGUUCCCGCUGUUCAGCACUGCAUUCUUCCACAACCUCGGCGUCGGCCCCGCGUGCAGCCUCCUCGGCGGCGUCGCAGUGAUGAUGCUACCGAUCCCGUGGAUAUUGUAUCGCUAUGGUGCGCGCAUUCGCUCGUGGAGCAAGUACGCCGACUAG
Messenger RNA from Phanerochaete carnosa HHB-10118-sp, 1703 nucleotides. RefSeq lists its product as uncharacterized. The transcript has 8 exons. The record is from RefSeq and is a predicted model, not a curated record. Bases 15 to 1703 code for a protein of 562 amino acids. Gene Ontology annotation, molecular function: fluconazole transmembrane transporter activity. Gene Ontology annotation, biological process: xenobiotic detoxification by transmembrane export across the plasma membrane. Lineage: Eukaryota; Fungi; Basidiomycota; Agaricomycetes; Polyporales; Phanerochaetaceae.